Messenger RNA from Exophiala aquamarina CBS 119918, 996 nucleotides. RefSeq lists its product as uncharacterized. Bases 1 to 996 code for a protein of 331 amino acids. The transcript is spliced from 5 exons. Lineage: Eukaryota; Fungi; Ascomycota; Eurotiomycetes; Chaetothyriales; Herpotrichiellaceae. Gene Ontology annotation, molecular function: aldose reductase (NADPH) activity. Gene Ontology annotation, cellular component: cytosol. The record is from RefSeq and is a predicted model, not a curated record.
AUGGCGGCGCUCGAACCUCAUUUCCCCUUAAAAGUCGCUGGUGGGAAGACUAUUCAGAUUCCCUCAGUGGGGUUUGGCACUUGGGCAGCAGACAGUAGCUGGUGUAAAGCUUCCGUCUUGACCGCUCUCAAAGCCGGUUAUAGGCAUCUUGAUUGUGCAUGGAUGUACGGAGUCGAUGCAGAAAUCGGGCAGGCGAUCCGCGAGUCCGGGAUCCCCAGAUCCGAGCUCUUCAUCACCACCAAAUUCUGGCCUCAUUUCGCAGCGCCAGAAAACGUCGAACUAUGCCUGGACCAGUCCCUGAAGAAUAUGGGCUUGGACUACGUCGACCUGUACCUCGCUCACUGGCCACACGCCGAGAAGCCCAUCUCACGGCAAGCCCUGGAGAAUGCCAUAGCAAACCCUACCGCUUCGAAGGCGGAGAGAGGAAUCUUGACGAAAACUAAAAAUGGAAACGAGAAUGCCUCCAAAGGAAGUUUCAUCCCCACAUGGAACGCACUCAAAAAGCUCGUGGUGACCGGGAAGACACGUGCAGUCGGCGUAUCGAACUUCUCCAUUGGCGAUCUGAAGGAGAUCAUCCCGCACGCCGAUGACGUGCCCGUCUCAUGCAAUCAAGUCGAAGCCCAUCCCUGGCUGCCGAAUAAUGAACUGAUCUCAUUCAUGCGCGAGCACGGGAUCCUGGCAACCUGCUACUCACCCUUUGCUGGCCAGCAGGCAGACGGUAAGACGCUGUUGAAGGACCCAACUGUGGUGAAGCUUGCAGAGGAGAAUUCUGUCGACAUAGGUCAGUUGUUACAGAGCUGGGCGGUGCAACGGGGCACGGUGCCGUUGGGGAAGAGCCAGACUGAGUCUCGAAUCAAAUCCAACCUCGCCAUCAGGCGCCUGCCGGGAGAAGCCCAAGCAGCGCUUGACGCGCUCGAGCUCCCAGACGAGUCUGGCAGAACCAUUAGAAUGGACCUGGCGUGGGGCUUACCGCUCUUCCAGAACGCUACAGACUAA